AUGACGCCGAUUAAGGCAGCAAUAUUUUCGGAACUGAUGUCUAAUUUGAAUAACGCAGAUACUGCCGCAGCUGUAUGGGCUGCUCCGCAGAAUUCCCCAAACGGGUAUUACAAUCACGGCAAAUCUCGAAUGAAUAGCGAUGCCAUGAAGAAGAAGCCGGCUGAUUGCACCGUCAUUAUUGGAGGGAGCUACUUUAGUUGUAACUUAGAGGUUUUGCAGCUCCAUUGCGACUACUUUGACCACGGACGUCCGGGUAUGGCAUUCGGAUUGCCUGAGUGCAAGGUGUCCGGCGAGGCAUUUUUUACCGCCUACUCAUGGAUGAUGCAGCCGUCGACCAUCGUACGACCAGAUCAGAUUGUGCCCCUGUACUUUGUUGCCAAAUAUCUGAGAAUUGACGAGCUCCUCAAGCAGUAUAGAACUAUUUUCAAAAGUGCCUCUGUGAUGCGCGAGGAAAUUGGCUUUCAUGUUUUUCUUGGCCAUCGCAAGUGGAACGUCGUCUUGUCGCAUCAUGUCUCCCUAAAGAAUGUCCAAAAGUAUUACCUCACGCUGAUCGGAAGGCCUGAGUUUUAUGAGCUUUAUGGCAGCGAUAUCAUCGCUCUGCUCAGUUCAAAUAGCAUUUGUGUGAAUUCUGAGUUGGAGGUGUUGUUAUCAGCCAUCAUCUGGCUUCUCCAUCACUGGAAGAAUCAUCAUGAGUGGUUGGAUAGCAUCCUGAAAUGCGUGCACUUCAAUCUCAUUCCAAGAGAGGCACUCUGCCAUUUCGUGCAGCAUCCAUCUGGCAAGGAACUGAACCAUAUCACCGCACAUCCGUUGUUCCUUAACCAUUUGGCAGACACACACACCAAUUCCAAUUAUAACAUCCACUAUGGUAGUCAGCGUUCCUGGAUCUACGACCCACACAGCUCCUAUCAUCACGAUUCCCAUUGUGUACAUCGGAAUUACUUUACUUUCGAGCAGUUCUCUAUCUACCAGACUGAGCUCCGCACUGUUUCCAAGCUCCAUUGGUAUAGUCGCCAGAUGCUUAAUCCGUAUAAGCGGAGCUGUCGCAAUCUCGGCUGCCAACGGGAAAUGUUCACAAAACAUAAGCAAAGAACCUAUGACAAAAGAUAUCAGUAA
Messenger RNA from Scaptodrosophila lebanonensis, 1113 nucleotides. RefSeq lists its product as uncharacterized. The record is from RefSeq and is a predicted model, not a curated record. The transcript has 2 exons. Lineage: Eukaryota; Metazoa; Arthropoda; Insecta; Diptera; Drosophilidae. Bases 1 to 1113 code for a protein of 370 amino acids.